Messenger RNA from Penicillium brasilianum, 507 nucleotides. NCBI's taxonomy places the organism in Eukaryota, Fungi, Ascomycota, Eurotiomycetes, Eurotiales, Aspergillaceae. The record is from the annotation of a GenBank genome assembly.
AUGUCUGCCUUUGCAGCCUCUGAUGAUCCCGACGCCCUCGACUACUCUUACAUGGAGCCCGACCCCGCGACCACCACCCCUCCCAUCGGUCCCCCAUCGCAAUCAAUGAGCUCCGACCCCGAAGCCUCCCACAGCCGCAGCCGCUCGAACAAUCCCUUGCUCGGUGAUGACAACCCGCUCGUGUCCGAGCUCGAGCAGGAAGUGCUGGACGAAUAUUCUCGCUUACUCCGGAAUGUGAACCAGCUCUCCGAGAAGAUUGGUGAUCUCGCCGGCUCCCCGGCCUCAAUGACGCUUGACGGUCUACGUUUGCUCGAGCGGAAAACUGCUACUGUCUGCACGUUGCUCAAGGCUAGUGUGUAUAGCAUCGUGUUGCAGCAGCAGAUUUGGAAUGAAAGUGAGGAGCAGCAACAGCAGCAGCAGCAGACUGAGCAAGAGCAGCAAUUUCAGGACCAGGAGUAUCAGCUUGGCGGGGGUUAUGAGGGGGAGGGUGAUGUUACCUUCCAGUGA